Molecule: messenger RNA, 954 nt
Organism: Penicillium macrosclerotiorum
Lineage: Eukaryota; Fungi; Ascomycota; Eurotiomycetes; Eurotiales; Aspergillaceae
Product: acetamidase/formamidase family protein
Exons: 1
Coding region: 1-954 (317 amino acids)
Molecular function (GO): hydrolase activity, acting on carbon-nitrogen (but not peptide) bonds, in linear amides
Source: RefSeq, a predicted model, not a curated record
AUGGUGUCCGCGACCUGGGAGAACUUCCAUGUGGGAAAAGAAUGCGGCCAUGUGAAAUGGUCCCGAAAAAUUCAACCCAAAUUGACUGUGGCCUCCGGCGAGACCGUCUCAUUCGAUGCCAUCGACAGUAGCAACGGCCAACUCCACCCCGGUUCCGACGCCUCAGCGAUUAAAUCCCUGGAUCUCGGUAUCGCCAAUCCGGUCUUCGGUCCAAUCUUCGUGCAAGAUGCCCAGCCUGGCGACGUGCUCAAGGUCAGUGUGCUGAACCUCGAAGUCGCAGAUUGGGGUUGGUCCGCCAUCAUUCCGGGCUUUGGCUUGUUGGCAGAUGAGUUCACAGACCCGGAGAUCAAGAUCUGGUCUCUCGAUCGGGAGAAUGGCUACGCCCGAUUUAAGGACAUGCGGAUUCCCCUUCGUCCCUUCCUGGGCUGCAUGGGCCUGGCGCCCGCCAACGAUGAUGAGCUCUCCACUGUGCCGCCCACACAUGCCGGCGGGAACAUGGACUGCCGCGAGCUGAGCGUCGGCUCCACGGUCUACUUGCCCGUGCAAACUGCAGGUGCUCUUUUCAGUUGCGGUGAUGGCCAUGCCGCACAGGGCCAGGGCGAAGUCUGCGGUACCGCCAUCGAGACCCCCAUCCGAGCAACUCUCCGUUUCGAGCUCCUCAAGAACCAACCUUGGAUGACGGCUCCCCAGUACCAAACCCCUCCACGGUCUCAAAUACCAAAUCCCCUCCCGGAUCUGGGUACAUACGGUGCCCUCGGUGUCUCCUCCGACCUUUUCCAGGCUGCCAAGACUGCCACUCGUAACCUUGUUCAAUGGCUUGUCGUCACCAAGGGUCUUACGCGCAGCGAGGCCUACAUUCUGGCUAGUGUCGCCGCAGACUUGCAUAUUGCCGAGAUUGUCAACGUGCCCAACUACGAAGUCGCUAUGAGUAUCCCCUUGGGUAUUUUUAGCUAA